Messenger RNA from Suillus discolor, 954 nucleotides. RefSeq lists its product as uncharacterized. The transcript has 6 exons. NCBI's taxonomy places the organism in Eukaryota, Fungi, Basidiomycota, Agaricomycetes, Boletales, Suillaceae. The record is from RefSeq and is a predicted model, not a curated record. Bases 1 to 954 code for a protein of 317 amino acids.
AUGCCUGAUUUGAAAGACCAGCUGCACGCUGUUUGGCUUUGCUUUGAGAUACCUCGUGCAGGCGGACAUUUACUAGAGAUGGGAGCGGAGGAUUUCCUGCAAUCGAAACGUAGUGAAACACUGGGAAAUGAGUUCGAGGAACUCGUGAAGAACAAAACAGAAGCGGAGCUGCAGGAUACCUGCAUCGGACCUCUACAGGAAUUUGCAGGGCCUGGUAUUCCCCAUGUCAUGAUCUCUACCACAAAAGGCUACAAGGAGACGCUCACCAACCUCAUCCAAAUAACUGAAAGCUGUGUCAAUGAGCAUCUUGUGCCCGAAGCCACGGUGAUGUCCUCCGUCGCUCAUACUUGCACAGCCGAAGAGUUCAGGGAAUUGAUGAUGGGAAUGCUCAAUACGAUACAAGCUGGACCUACAGCUGAUCCCACCAAGACCAUGACAUUUGGGUUAUCCAUGGUGGGCACUAUUGCAGGUGUUGUGUCCGCCUUGGCGGGACCUGUGACUCCCAUCGUAGUACCAAUCGCAGUAGGUGCCGUACUCGUCGUAUGGGUUCACGAAGGUAUACAAAAUGUCAUACGCACCACUAUUUUUUCGUGUGCGAAGGGAUACUAUGAACACUUCUUUGUUAGCCAUGCGGUGCUUCAGCACUUCAUGUCCUACAUAAUCCAUUUAACACUCGUGUUGCAGACACUUUUCAUCGUGUCAGAAAGCCAGGAACUUACUUGUAGGGCCAUUAAGCUCGCAGUCAAAUCCUACCUCACCUCUCCCAUGAACAAGGAGGUUCUUACUCGAAUUCAGGAUUAUGUCAGGCCAUUGACAAUCCUGGAAUGCACGAAUGGCGAUACCUUGGAUAAAAUCAAAGAGAUGAUGCAAUUUUACAAGAUCGAUGCAACACAAAUGUCCCAUCUUCAAGCAGAGACUUUUCAUGUAGAUUUGUCGUCGGACAAACCAUGGUAA